This is a messenger RNA of Andrographis paniculata, 2122 nucleotides long. RefSeq names its product F-box protein At5g51370-like. The transcript has 3 exons. Bases 210 to 1697 code for a protein of 495 amino acids. The record is from RefSeq and is a predicted model, not a curated record. Gene Ontology annotation, cellular component: SCF ubiquitin ligase complex. Gene Ontology annotation, molecular function: protein binding. Lineage: Eukaryota; Viridiplantae; Streptophyta; Magnoliopsida; Lamiales; Acanthaceae. Gene Ontology annotation, biological process: SCF-dependent proteasomal ubiquitin-dependent protein catabolic process.
CAAAAGGGAUAAAGAUAAUACCAAACUCAAGUGUCCUGUUCAAUUGAUUCCUUCUUCUUCGUCAAGCUGACCCACGCAGGGGCAAAAUCUAUGCGCAGUGGCAGUUAUUGAUUAUUGAUUGUUGUGGAAGGCGCGAAACGGCGUCGUUCUAAUGCUUGGUUCCCUCUGCUUGUGGCGGCGUCGAAAACCCUAACCCUAAUUGCCCGGAAAUGUCGGACAGAAGCCCCGGGUGUGAUCGGAGGAUUUCGAGGCAGCGCCGCCUGAGUUGGUGCGAACCAUUUUCCGGCGAAUACGAUGAGGAGGCGUUGAAGAAUGUUAUUCGGAAAAUGCGCCUUCUCUCGUUUCCCAACUCGGGGUCGAUAACUCCUCGUUCCGAAUCGGAACCCGAAUCCGAGACACCAUCGAACCCUAGCCCGUUAUCCGCCCUGCCGGAUUGCACCGCUUUGCUCUCGGAUGAAUUGUUGGUUAAAGUCUUCGAAAGAAUUUCGGAACGGAAACAGCUUUUAUCCAAUUCGUUGGUGUGCAAGAGAUGGUGCUCCCUGUGCGGGAGGCUGAUCGAAUCGAUUAGGUUGUUGGAUUGGGAGUUUUUGGAAUCGGGGAGGUUGGCGUAUCGUUUCCCUAAUUUGGUUGAUGUUAACAUUUUGCCGGCGAGUAUCAGAUUCGAGAGGAAUUCUGGGAUUUUGUUGUCUACUGAGUCGUUUGGGGUUUAUCUGAAUUCUAGUGUGCUGGAAAACGAUGGUUCUUUUGUUCGAAAACUGGAUAUUUUACCUUCUGAAAGGAUCGAUGGAGGGGUGAGGAUAUUGUCGGAGGGGUGUAAGAAUUUGAGAAAAAUAUCUCUAAUGAAUGUUGGUGAGGAAGGGCUAACCUUCUUGGCCACAGAGUGUGAGAUGUUGCAGGAAAUGGAGCUGCACAAUUGUGGUGAUUUUGCAUUGAGAGGGAUUCACAGGUUUCAGAAUUUGCAAAUAUUGAAAUUGGUUGGCAGAUUGAGUGGGGUUUAUGCCUCCAUCGUUUCGGAUAUUGGGAUGACGAUUUUAGCACAGGGGUGUAGGCGAUUGUUGAAGCUGGAGUUAAUGGGGUGUGAAGGAAGUUUUGAUGGAAUUAAGGCGAUUGGAAUGUGUUGUGAGAUGUUGGCAGAGUUGACAAUUUGCAGCCAUAGAAUGGAGGGUGGGUGGUUGUCGGCUCUGUCUUAUUGUAAAAACUUGAAGAUCUUGAGGAUCAAGCUGUGUAAAUAUAUUGAUGAUAAUCCUGGGUUGGAUGAGCAUUUAAGGUCUUGUCCGAUGCUCGAGGAGUUACAUUUGUCACGGUGUCAAUUGCGGUUUAAACAUGGUGUAAGAUCGUUGUUUCUGGUCUGUCGGGCUAUUACAGGGCUGGUUGUUGAGGACUGCUGGGGACUGGAUAACGGUAUAUUUGCUGCUGCAAUUAUUUGUAGGGGCAUGAGGUUUCUCUCACUGGAAGGAUGUUCGUUGCUGACAGCACAAGGAUUAGAAUCCGUAAUCCUUUCCUGGGACGAACUCGAAAGGCUCAAAGUAGUUUCGUGCAAUAAGGUAAGGGACAGCGAAAUAACUCCGGAGCUAGCACAAGUAUUUUCUGGGCUCAAAGAAUUCAAGUGGCGGCCUGAUUCCCGAUCGAUGUUGUCAGCCGGCCUCGUGGGCACGGGAAUCAGACAAAGCGGCGGGAGAUCAUUCAAGAGGCAUUGAUACAGCAAAAGGUACUGAGCAACAACACGGACAGCCCACAGAGACACCAUUUUUGUAUGGAUUCCCUUACAGCUGGCAUUAAAAUCAAUCCCCCAUUCUGUCAUCUAUGCCCGUUGAAGCAAAUAAGAUUGCCUGUGAAAUUUGGACAGCAUGUUUGGCUACAAUAAUUGGAUGGGUUUGUUGUAUGAAGACUGUAAAGAUGAAGAAUAAAUUACCUCACCUCUUAUUUUUUACUGCUAUCUUAUAGAUAUGUGUAAUAAUUAAUUAAUAUAAACAUGUGAAAUGUUUACCCCACUUGUGUGCCCUUUUUUUUAAGGGACAGGGAAAGAUCGAAACUUUAUCUCCUUUUUAAGGUAAUUAUUACUAUUGGGAAUGUUGUAAUUACAAGAAUUGGUAUUUGGUCCAAAUAAAGCAGGUUCUACUCA